AUGGUUACGAAUCAAGCCAAGUCCAUUGAACUAAGGGACCUGCAGCAACAGCAAACAGACUCCCAUUUGAAAUUACUUAGGGAUGAACGCAAAUCGGCAGAGCUGACUACAAAAGCUCACGAGGAAGAUUUUUCUAAACGCCUUGACAACCUUGAUCGCAUGGUUAUAGAGUACGGGAAGACAUGCAAGGAGUUAAGUGAAAAAACAGAGUCUCUGAUGCGAUCCCACUUCGAACGAAUCACAAAUGGAGCCCCUGCGGUCAGUGCCUCUGUCGAGGUGAGGAAUCAGAUUCAGAACCUUCGGCAAAUUCAAGAUGCCAAGGAUGAAGCCAUAGCAGAUGAACUUGAUAAAUAUGAAUCGAGAAUUGCUCGCUUAGAAGAGGUAGUAAGCAAAUUAAAGCAAAUGGGUGCACAAAACGAAACGAGCAGUCAAGCAUUGGGUAUUGGGACGCCUCAUGUAAACGCCGAACUCGAACGGUUAUGGCAAGCAAUAAACGGGUUAAAUCAACAGGUGGACAGUCGACUCCAGCGUGUUGAGAACCAGUCACGCGUGGUAGAGGCACAUCAAAUAGCCCUCCAUUCGCUUGAAACACGCUAUAACCAUCUGUCCACUGAGCCAAUUGUUCGGCAGAUGGUGGUAGCGAUGCAGGAAAUGUACCCGCAUGCUAGCACUGUGCAGCAGGAGAUUCCAAAUAUCCACGAGAAAACAAACAAACUGGCAUCCGAGCUCAACUCCGUACGUAACGAUAUUAGUACCGCAGAAAGUGCACGAAGAGCGUUAAUCAACGACAUGACUGCGGAAAGAGAUCAAAUGACGCAGGAAAUCAGUUCUCUUAGGUCCAGGAUCGAUGAAAUUGGAAGCGUGCGGUCGAAGGCUGACGAACUUGAGAAGGCUUUAACAUCGAGAAUGGACGAAGUGGAAAAUGUUGUAGCUACCAACCUUGCGUCCGUGAUGCUCAACUUUGACAAGCGAACAUCGCCUCCAAAGUCAUGA
Molecule: messenger RNA, 993 nt
Organism: Blastomyces gilchristii SLH14081
Lineage: Eukaryota; Fungi; Ascomycota; Eurotiomycetes; Onygenales; Ajellomycetaceae
Exons: 1
Coding region: 1-993 (330 amino acids)
Source: RefSeq, a predicted model, not a curated record